AUGCUCACGAGGAACUGCUCGCUGCUGCUCCUCUGGUUUCUCCUGGACAAAGGCCUCCUCUCACCCCUCCACUCUCCGCCCAGGGGCAGGAUGGGAAAGGAGCACCACAGGGGCAUGAUGGGAUUGCGGAGGAGUGGAGGGGCGGGGUUUCAGAGGGUGAAGAGGGGCUGGGUGUGGAACCAGUUCUUUGUCCUGGAGGAAUACAUGGGAUCCGACCCACAAUACGUGGGAAAGCUGCACACCGACUUGGACAAGGGUGACAGCGAGGUGAAGUACACCCUCUCGGGGGAGGGUGCUGGCUCCAUCUUCACCAUCGACCAGACGACGGGCGACAUCCAUGCGCUGCGCAGCCUGGACAGAGAGCUGAAGCCCUUCUACACGCUGCGGGCCCAGGCGCUGGACCUGCACACCGGCCGCGCCCUGGAACCCGAGUCCGAGUUCAUCAUCAAGGUGCAGGACAUUAACGACAACGAGCCCCGCUUUCUGGAGGGGCCGUACACCGCCAGCGUCCCUGAGAUGUCCCCCGUGGGUGCGUACGUGAUGCAGGUGACAGCUACAGACGCAGACGACCCCACCUACGGCAACAGUGCGCGCGUCGUCUACAGCAUUUUACACGGGCAGCCAUACUUCUCCGUGGACCCCAAGACAGGAGUGAUCCGGACGGCUCUGCCAAACAUGGACAGGGAGGUGAAGGAGCUGUACCAGGUUCUCAUCCAGGCCAAGGAUAUGGGGGGGCAGCUGGGGGGACUCGCAGGGACAACCACCGUCAACAUCACCCUCAGCGACCUCAACGACAACCCGCCCAGAUUCUCCAAAAGUAUAUUUCACCUGAGAAUUCCAGAGUCCUCACCUGUGGGGUCGGCCGUUGGGCGGAUCAAAGCGCACGACCUAGAUGCAGGGAAGAACGCAGAGGUGGAGUACAGCAUCGUCCCGGGAGACGGGGGCUCCAUGUUCGACAUCACCACCAACGAGCACACCCAGGAGGGCAUCAUCGUCCUGAAAAAGCGUUUGGACUACGAAACGAAAAAGGCCUAUGCCUUCAAGGUGGAGGCGUCCAACGCGCACCUGGACCCCCGCUUCCUCCACCUGGGUCCCUUCAAGGACACCGCCACCGUCAAGGUGAACGUGCUGGACGUGGAUGAGCCGCCCGUCUUCAGCAAGGCGUCCUACAGCAUGGAGGUGUACGAGGACACGCCCGUCGGCACCGUCAUCGGGGCCGUCACCGCGCAGGACCUGGACGCCGGCGGCAGCGCCGUCAGGUACUCCAUCGACUGGAGGCUGGACCGAGACAGCUACUUUGACAUCGAUCCUGUGGAGGGGACCAUUUCCACCAGCGAACUCCUGGACAGAGAGAGUGUGGCACAGCACAACAUCUCCGUCGUGGCGACUAAAGUUAAUAACCCUAUGCUGGCCAGCCGAGUAGCCGUCACCGUCCGAGUGCUGGACGUCAACGAGUUCCCCCCCGAGCUGGUCACACCGUACGACACCUUUGUGUGCGAGAACUCGAAACCGGGCCAGGUGAUCCAAACCAUCACGGCCAGGGACAGCGAUGAGCCCCCAGUGGGGCCGAAGUUCUUCUUCCGAUCACCGCCGCAGGACGUGAAGAACAAGAACUUCACCAUCCGGGACUACGGAAACAACACCGCCGGGAUCGUGACGAGGCGGAGCGGGUUCCGGCGUCGGCAGCAGGACCUGUACCAGCUGCCCGUGGUGAUCGAGGACAUCGGGUACCCCGUCCUGAGCAGCACCGGGACGCUGACGGUGCGGGUGUGUGCCUGCGACCGCGACGGCCGCCUCCUCUCCUGCAACGCAGAGGCCGUCUUCCUGCCCGUGGGGCUCAGCAAGGGGGCGCUAAUCGCCAUCCUCGUCUGCAUCGUCAUCCUCCUGGUGAUCGUGGUCCUGUACGUCAGCCUCAGGCGGCAGAAGAGGAAGGACACCCUGAUGACAUCGAAGGAGGACAUCCGUGACAACGUCAUCCACUACGACGACGAGGGGGGCGGGGAGGAGGACACCAACGCCUUCGACAUUGGCACGCUGCGAAACCCCAAGGCCAUGGAGGAGAACGGGGGCCAGCGACGUGAGGUGAAGCCCGAGGCCACGCCCCCCCGCCGGGCGACACCCGCGACGCGGGAAAGCUCGGACAUCCGGGACUUCAUCCAGCAGCGUCUGCAGGAACGCCACACCGACUCCUCCGCCCCCCCCUACGACUCGCUCGUCACCUUCGCCUACGAGGGGGAGGGGUCGGUCGCAGACUCCCUCAGCUCCAUCGAGUCCUGGACGGCGGAGGACGAGCUGGACUACAGACACCUCACCGAAUGGGGGCCCCCUUUCCAAACGCUAGCGGAGAUAUUCGGCGGGCAGGACUCUCAGGCCCGCGCCGCAGAAAGCAAAGAGGAGACCCGCGAGUCAGCGAGAAACUCCCGCGACAGCAGACAGACCUAGCUCUUUUUAAAAUGUUAUUUUAUAUGUUUUAUUGUAACAGUAAUCCUCUCUUUAAGGAGAAAGUCUGGGAAAU
This is a messenger RNA of Megalops cyprinoides (Indo-Pacific tarpon), 2515 nucleotides long. RefSeq names its product cadherin-12-like. The transcript is spliced from 11 exons. Gene Ontology annotation, cellular component: plasma membrane; catenin complex; adherens junction. NCBI's taxonomy places the organism in Eukaryota, Metazoa, Chordata, Actinopteri, Elopiformes, Megalopidae. Gene Ontology annotation, biological process: homophilic cell-cell adhesion; cell-cell junction assembly; adherens junction organization. Gene Ontology annotation, molecular function: calcium ion binding; cadherin binding. Bases 1 to 2442 code for a protein of 813 amino acids. The record is from RefSeq and is a predicted model, not a curated record.